UAUGAAUUGAAAACGAUCAAGUGUGUUUCCGCUGCGACCGGCGGAGGUCGCCGAUUACAGUCCGGGGGCCUCGCUUAUCAAUCGGUGCCGAGGAAUCGAACGUGCGCGCGAAAGCUGAAAACCGUGUACGACCGAAAUCGGCUCAAAUUGUCCGUACGCACGCGGGCGCGCCUGUGGCGGGAAAAAAAGGAAAAAAAGAAUUGCGCCCCAUCGACAAUCCAUAGAAAUAACUUGAUGGGAUAUUUUCACGGAGACGAGGGGCCGUGACGUCGGCUCGCCGCGUUGGAAUCGCGGACAACCGGCGACGAAGCGAAGGGCCUUUUUUUUCAGGGCGCUGGCGUGAUGUCGCAAAGGGAGACCGCGACCAAACGCAAAACGCACUGUUCGAUGUUUUAUUGCAAACGCGCGCCCGAUUCUCGCCGCGAAAUCGGCUCACGGUUACAAAUGAGACUCGCUGAUGUAUUGUGAAGGCGAAUUUAGGGAAAUUCUCGGGGGCGAGGCGGCAGGCUUCGGGAACGCCGCAGCAAAUAAAGUGGCGGGAGGUCACCGCUGCAGUGAGUUCGACUGGAGAGGAAAUGGGGGGAAAAAAAAUAUAUAUAUCCAAAUAAUUGCGCCCGAUCGUCACACGGCAAUCAAUGUAGUUUAGCAUCAGAUGCAUCUCCUUUGAUCGAUCCAUGAAUGGACUUUAUUUAUCCCGAGGGCGACUGAAAAGCAGGAGGCGUGUCAUUCAAAAAGGAUUGACAACACAACAACAAAGGCAAAGCGGAAUCCAUCAUGAAUGGUUGAGAACGAAAGGCGACUUCUAUUCGCCACCUCGCGCGUCGCUGCAUUUCCUUUUCUCGUGAGACGUUUUUGGACGGGUCACACGACACGCUUGAAACCUUUCAAGCCGCGUUUUGUGCGUUCGCAGCAGUCGCCGAGCGAGGUCGCAGUUCGUUCAAUACAAAGAAGACGAACAAAAACAAAACAAAUGGUGGCGGCGCACUGGGCCGAACGUCUUGGUCAGAUAUCACGACAAAGUUGACGCAGUUCAGUAAUUCCAUUGGAAAAAGUGCCACUUGUAAAAUGUAUAUAUUCGAUAUGAAAUCACAGACUGGAGAUUUCUUUUGAUCUUGACGAUCGUAACUGACAUAGGAACCAAAGCAAAGAGCAAAUUCCAGCCCAAUUGUCGACUGCGAUAUGACAAGACGCAAGCUUGUGCAGCAAGAACCGACGCGAGCAGAAGGGCGAGCGCGAGUCCCGAAUGACGGAACUGUGCGAUGAAUAAGAAACGAUGUCACAAGGUUUUGCUGUUUAUGACGAGCUCAAUGACAAAACGAUGUCAUAAGGUCUCGGGUUAGCGACGACGCGUCAGUUGAGCGAUCGGGCUCCUUCGCGCCGCAAGCGACCGGACGACAGACGACGGGCGCUGACGUGGAGAAGCUCGCAGACGCCGGCGGUAUGUGAUGACAAUGAUCUGUCGCGUCUUUGUUUGUUCCGCGCUGAAAGACGUGCGUGCGCGUCGUCAGUCAUCCGGGUCACGUGAUCCACAAAGGCAACAGGACUGUUCUCGUUUGUUGAAGACGUUUCACCUUUAGCCCAAAGGCCGGUGUGGAGUCCCCCUCUUUACGUACGCCUGGGCGGCGGCGGUCGACGGCAGCCGUCGCCGCCCGGUGUGCUUCUGAAACGACCACGCCGCACGCUAAUCGGCGUGUCGCGGCGGAGUGAGGCGAACGAGGCCCGUCCGACGUCGGGACGGUGCCUCGAGCCCGCUCCUCUCUUUCGAGACGGACGGCUCGUUUUACUCCGCUCUCAAAGCAGCGGAAUGUGGAUGUCGUCGUCCUCGAAGGAAUGUAACAAACGCAGCGGCGAUUCCGGACCCGACGAAGCCGCCCGCCGAGGGCGCCGAGACUCUCCCGUGCCGCGAACCGAGCUGUUUUGCCACGAGACGAGCGGACGACCGAUCGGUGCGCGGACGACAUCGACACUGGCCUCUCGUCCGCCGACCUAGGAACCCACCCGCUGAGGCAUAAGUGGAGCGACUCGACACCUCAAUUUUAGACCUGCGCGAUCCGUUCGGAUCGAAGGUGAAAUGUCUUCAACAAACGAGGACGGACGGGUCCAAUUGCUUUGAUCCAACCUUUGCAGAUUGCCGCCGACGGACGGGAAUAGCGACGUUUCGUCUAACAGGCGAUUUGCACUUUUGUUUUGGGGUCAAGGUCGUCCACCUCACCUCAAGUUCAAAUGCGAACUCAAGCUGAAGAAAACAAAGUCGAUCGAGCAUCCUCGGAGCUCGUCGGCCUCUUCGAGGUCCGAUCAGAACCCGAAUUCGUCCGCCGCGUUUGGGAGGAAACGCUCGGCUUGUUUCUGGAUCGGACCGAUGAACUUGGCAAACGCCCGGUCUGACCUUUCCGUCGUUCUGCACGAUGGCUUCCGUUUCACAGCGCCAACGAGAUAAAAACGCAACGUACGUGUUCUCCAGUCGCCCCAGGCCCGUCGAGAGCCGCUCAAAGUUCAACGCGUCCCCCGCGGAAAAUCCUCAGUACGGAAACAUCGUGUACGAUCGACGAGUCGUCAGGGGAAAUGCUCACGGUCGAAACGCGUCGCCGGCCAAGACGACGGCGCGCGCGGCCGACGUUCAACAACAGCGCGGGUUCCGGAGGAGAUCGGUGGACUUCGUGAGGUCCGGGGACCACGUGCGGUUCAAGACUCACGACAACCCGCCCGGUCGAAAACACGUCGACGUGCAAACCGAGUCCUUCCUCGAGGAGCUGAGUCACAUCUCGGUGACGAAAGAUAUCGACUCCCAAACGGAUCGUUUCCUGGACAGACCGGCCACGCCGCUAUUCAUACCGGCCAAAUCGGGCGAAGAUGUCGCGACCCAAAUCAAAGACGGGGAGUUGUUUGACUUCGACAGGGAGGUGCAGCCCGUGUUGGAGGUCCUGGUGGGCAAGACCGUCGAGCAGUCGCUCCUGGAGGUGAUGGAGGAGGAGGAACUGGCCCGCUUGCGGGCCCAGCAGAGGGCCUUCGAGCAGCUGAGAAAUGCCGAGUUGGCCGAGGUCCAGCGGCUGCAGGAGCAGGAGAGGCGUCGCAAUGAGGAAAAGGAGUGUCGGAUCGCCCAGCAGAGGGAGGCCGUGAGGAAAGAAAAAGAAACGGCCGAGAUGAUAGCCGCCCAAGCGUGCGCGCAGCAGUUCUUGUCCAAGCUCUUCCCCGCCGUCUUCGCCUCGCUAAGGAGACACGGCUACUUCUACGACCCCGUGGAGAGAGACAUUGAGAUGAAUUUCUUCCGGUGGCUGAUGGCCGAGGUUAACGACACUCUGGAGAAGAGGAACUCUGCCAGGCUGCUGCUGGACACCAUCAUCCACGAUAUCGCCCUGGAGAGACGGGAGUUCUUCAAGGAUCUCGAGUCGCGGCUGGUCAAAUCGGACAAAUAGACGAAGCGGCGACGCGGGCCGUCCGGCUCCGCGGCCCGCAGAGCCGUGGCUUUUCCCCAACCGAAUCCGAGUCGACGCGGCCGUCGGCGUACCGUGAAGCGCUGUGUUCUAAUACUGGGCCUCGCCACACCAGGGACGUGGCUUUGUUUGUCGUCGUCGUCGUCGUCGGUUUGUUUUUUCGCUUUCACCUCGCGAGCGAUACAAAUGCCGUCUGGCGGCGGUCGAUGCGACUCGGCUCACUUCGCAAUCAGCGGGCGGCACUUUGGCAACUGGGGAGGCUUCGAGCCGUUUUUUGCCACCUCAGCCUUUUAGUCUGCUUGUUUAAUGCUAAUUAGCAUCUGUUGCGCUGCUUUAAACCUUUGAAGCAAAACAAACCGCAGCAACAUGUACACUGACAAUAUAACACUCAAGUGUAUCUAUGUAUCUAUCUAUCUAUCUAUCUAUCUAUAUCUAUCUUCUCCUUCUCCUUCUCCUUCUCCUUCGUGUCGAACAAUAGCGAUGAGCUGAGACGCUAGCCGGGCUCGCUCUCAAGCGGGAUCCAUAAAAACGCCUCAAUGAGCAGCAUAUCUAAUACUGCCCCCAGGUGGCCAAGGCGGGCACACCAGGAGC
This is a messenger RNA of Phycodurus eques (leafy seadragon), 4022 nucleotides long. Its product is annotated as radial spoke head protein 3 homolog. The coding region runs from base 2406 to 3413 and encodes 335 amino acids. The transcript has a single exon. The record is from RefSeq and is a predicted model, not a curated record. Gene Ontology annotation, cellular component: cilium. Lineage: Eukaryota; Metazoa; Chordata; Actinopteri; Syngnathiformes; Syngnathidae.